GGACUCUACUGUGUUUUUACUGGUGUCUAGUUUAUUCUGCUGGACUCUACUGUGUUUUUACUGGUGUCUAGUUUAUUCUGCUGGACUCUACUGUGUUUUUACUGGUGUCUAGUUUAUUCUGCUGGACUCUACUGUGUUUUUACUGGUGUCUAGUUUAUUCUGCUGGACUCUACUGUGUUUUUACUGGUGUCUAGUUUAUUCUGCUGGACUCUACUGUGUUUUUACUGGUGUCUAGUUUGUUCUGCUGGACUCUACUGUGUUUUUACUGGUGUCUAGUUUGUUCUGCUGGACUCUACUGUGUUUUUACUGGUGUCUAGUUUGUUCUGCUGGACUCUACUAGACUCUGCUGUGUUUCUGCUGUAGUUUAGUGCACUCUGCUCACCUGUCUGAAGCUCUCCAGGUGCGUGCGGAGCUGCAGAGCUGUGUGAGCCGUCAGCAGGAGGCACUGCGCUGCAGAGAGGUGUGUCUGCUGGGACAGAUCGAGCUGCUGGAACAACUCAAGACUGAAACUCUGCAGCAGCAGCUGCACCAGCUGCACUGGGUAACUGCUCACUCCUUAUACUGGGUGUAGUGGUUACUGCUGAUGCUCAGAGGUCAGUUUGAUGUGAUCGUCCAUCAGCUGCAGAACUCCAGCAGCAGCAACGACCUGAGCAACCAGCUGACCAGCUGCUUGGAGAGGUUGUCCUCUCUGAGUCUGACUCCAGAGGAAACGCCUGAGAUGAGUUUCCACGCCGACACUCGCUCUCUGAGGCAGGCCAUCACCUCAUUCGGCCGCAUCACAGCUCAGCUGGUGGAGGGUGUGUCCUCUCAGAGCACCGCCCCCCAUAGAGGUCAGGUGCAGAGCUAUCCAAUCACAGCCAAGAAACAGAAAAUGGAGGCCGGAGCUCUUGGUGAAUGGCUGCUGGGAACUCCUGCAGCAAGCAGCACUCCUACUGGUUACCAAUCCAGCAAGAACCCUCAGGAUUGGCUGAUGGCACACAAGGAGAGCAAGACUCCCUGUCCCGCCCUGGCCUCCAUGGACUUCCUGCAGGCCUGGGGUCAGCUCAGGGACCUGGAGGCAUGGCUCCUCCAGGACCAGAGCCCAGUGAGCAGGGAGCGGACCGAGAGCAGCUGCAGCUCCUCCUUUUCCAUCGAGAAGAUCGACGAAUCAGAGCUCGCCAUCUCUACUGAGGAGGAGGACGAGCUGAGCGACUGGCUCAUCACCCCGCCUUCUGUUGCUAUGGAGACCAUGUCAGAUGCUGAGAGGUGGCGCCGGGUGUUGAAGCCAUUCGAGGACAACUGGUCAUCCACUGAUUGGCUGGCGGGGCCCAGCCGCCCCCCCGCCGACUGCUCCUCUUGCUGCCAGACCUCCAAGGCCCUGGAGAUCGAGAACCUGGGCCAGCUCAAGUGCCUGAAGACCCCGCCCACCCCCAGCCCCGCCUCCAGUCCCACCUCCAGCCCCGUCUCCCCUGACCCCCCAGCGGCAGCAACCCUGGAGGCGUGGCUGCAGCAGGUGGUGCCAGUGCAGCAAAACUGCAAGGCCAACGAGCCGUGCUCCACCUACGCCGACUGCGUCUGUGACGAGAACUGUGGGAAAGAAGCCCUGAGCCUGUGGCUGCUCCGACAGGACGGACGGGACAAGAAUGGGGUCCCUGUAGCCAAGAACGCCCCGCCCACCGCCAAGAACGCCCCGCCCACUGCCAAGAACGCCCCGCCCACCGCCAAGAACGCCCCGCCCACCGCCAAGAACGCCCCGCCCACCCUGCACCACAGGGAGCAGGAGCAGAAGGUUCAGGCCAUCCUGCAGGCCUGGCUCCACCCCACCAACACCUCCUCCUGCAGGACUCCUCUGCAGGCUCUCACCUCCUCCUUGUCUGGCUGGGUGGCUCCUGAGGUGGAUAAGGCCAGCAGGGAGGAGCACAGCUCCUCAUUCAAACCUUUCUCCUCCUCCUCCUCACCAUCUCCCUUCCAAUGCCCUCUGGAUCCAGAACUCUGGGUGCUUCCAGGACAGACUCUGGGGUCAGGAGGUCAGCCCCGCCCACCAGCAGAGGAGGACAAAUGGCUCCUGAGGAAGAGGAGUCAGGCUCAGGAGCGUCUGGCGCUGCCGUCCGUCUGCGACCUGUUCUCCUGUAUGAAGAUGGGCGGAGACAAAGACAAGUGGCUGCACAAAGCACCUGAACAGAUGUGACGACGCCGACAACGUCCAUGAUGAUGAUGAUGGUGGUGGUGGAUGCUUCUUCUUCUUCUCUCCUCUGGGAGUCACUUUAUUAUCGCUGAUCAGCGCACACGACCACAACAAUCUAACCAUCGCCGCCUUCUCUCCUGUGACAUCACUGCGCUGAGCUGCCGCCCGCCACUCUCCUCCAAUCAGGAUCAAGAACCCACUGAGGAGGGAAAACCUCGUAUCUGCUGAUGUUGUUCAUGAGGAAGAUGAUCGUUGAGGGGACGUUUGUGACUCGCAGCUCAUUUAAAUUUAAAUAUUUUAACUAGCGCCUCUCAGUGGCCAAACGAUUUGAUGAUUUCAGCGUCUGUAACUUUGAUUUUAUUUCUGUUUGUGGAAAACGUUGAGCUUCAGUUCAUCAUAAUGAAAAUAAUACAUGUCCCAGAAUGCAUUUCAUCAGCUGAUCCUGACAGGAGGAGAGGGGGGGGGGUUAACAAGUGGUGGGCGGGGUUAAAGCUAGAUAUAAAGUAGCCUUUAUUUUAAUGGAACUUAUUUUAUUAAAUCUGUUUUUAUGAUUUCACUUCCUGUAACAGAAGCUCUGUUUGGGUGGAACGUUCCUUUUUUUUCUUCUUCUCUUGUUUUCCUGUGAAACUGCUGAACCGCAGAGAUCUACUUCCUGUCCAGACUGCAGGAUGACCGUGACUCAUCCCUGCAGCCGUCUGCACACGCUCAGUAGUGUGGACGAGUGUCGGGUGCAGUACUGUGAGUGACCAGAGGAGGCGCAGCGCCACUUCUGAUAAUGUGUUUAUCAACACAUCGUUCACUUUUUAUUAAUAACUCAUAUCAUUAUUAAUAACGAGAGGAAACCUGCAGCUGUCGGAACUUUCAAAUUAAAAGCCCCUGGACUUUUAAAAAACAGUGUGUUGGAGCCCUGAGCUGAGUCUUGCAGGCGUCCGUCACUGACUGCCUCUAAUCUGAGCCACUUGAUCGGUGGACUGAGCUCAGGGUGAAAAUCUACAGAAUCAGAGGUGGUGAUUUCCCAGAAUGCCUCAGGUGGAAGCAGCCUGCAGUCUGUCAGCAGAUGGGUCACAUGACUCUGCGGUCAGCAGUGAUUGGUGCUUUUUA
Molecule: messenger RNA, 3265 nt
Organism: Epinephelus lanceolatus (giant grouper)
Lineage: Eukaryota; Metazoa; Chordata; Actinopteri; Perciformes; Serranidae
Source: RefSeq, a predicted model, not a curated record